UGCUCGGCCCGCUCCCGGCCAGCUGUGCAGGUGGCUGGACCAGCAGCAGCAGCAGCAGCAGCGAGGACUGGAGCGCGGGCGGCAGCAGCGACACCAUGGAUCUCUCCUUUAUGGCUGCGCAGCUGCCCAUGAUGGGAGGAGCUUUCAUGGACUCGCCCAACGAGGACUUCAGCACCGAAUACUCCCUGUUUAACUCUUCCUCCAACGUCCACGCUGCCUCCAAUGGCCAGGGCCCGCUGGAGGAGCCUCCUCGGUCGUCCAACGACGCCGUCUUGCUGUGGAUUGCCAUCAUCGCGACGCUGGGGAACAUCGUGGUGGUUGGGGUGGUGUACGCUUUCACCUUCUGAGGG
This is a messenger RNA of Propithecus coquereli (Coquerel's sifaka), 350 nucleotides long. Its product is annotated as chromosome unknown open reading frame, human C14orf132. The transcript is spliced from 2 exons. Bases 96 to 347 code for a protein of 83 amino acids. NCBI's taxonomy places the organism in Eukaryota, Metazoa, Chordata, Mammalia, Primates, Indriidae. The record is from RefSeq and is a predicted model, not a curated record.